Ylistrum balloti is the source of this 5175-nucleotide messenger RNA. RefSeq names its product tudor domain-containing protein 3-like. NCBI's taxonomy places the organism in Eukaryota, Metazoa, Mollusca, Bivalvia, Pectinida, Pectinidae. The coding region runs from base 1 to 2502 and encodes 833 amino acids. Gene Ontology annotation, cellular component: cytoplasm; nucleus. Gene Ontology annotation, biological process: mRNA processing. The record is from RefSeq and is a predicted model, not a curated record. Gene Ontology annotation, molecular function: protein binding; RNA binding. The transcript has 13 exons.
AUGGCGGAGUCUGCUGUGAGAUCGAAAGGAUGGAACUUGACAACGGAGGGAUUCACGCUUUGUUUGCCAUCAGAUGGAAAUCAUGUGUCUGCAGAGAAAGUAAUAGAUGUGGCUAAAAAUACUGACUUGCGUGAGAUUGGUGAGAAGUGGUUGCCAGAUGAACUGAACAGAGGGAAAUGUGAAUAUGUGGAAGGUCCAGGUGUUCUUCAGAUUCAAAAGAUCCGCAACAUCUCUGCCCCAAAGGAACAUGAAGAAUCCCAGACAGCACCACGUAUGCUGAGAUUAACAAUGACGGAUGGGCAGCAGACCUGUAAUGCCAUCGAGAUGCAGAGACUGGAUAGGAUUGGACUUGACACAGCACCUGGAACUAAGAUCUGUAUUAAAGGUACAGUGGAGGUUGAAAACGGGUUCCUCUUACUUACCAACAAAAACACAAUAUUUGUUGGAGGGCGUGUCAACAAACUAGCUGAGAACUGGGAAUUAAAAAAGAUGCUGGCAGGACAAUCACGAGCCAAUGUGGGCUCUGAAGGGGGUCCUCCAUUAUUUGUCCCCUUUGGACAGAGAAUACGAGAUGGAAGGGGAGCUGUCCAGGUCAAUAAGAGAGAUAACUUUAAAUCUAUCGAAUCCAAUAAGAAGGAAGAGAAGACAGCAGAGGAGAUCGAGUUUGAGGAGCAAAGGAAGGCAGUCAUAGCUGAAGCAUUGCAAGCUAAAGAGGAAGGCAAGCCAAAGACAUUUGGAGGAGGUACAAAACAAGUGGGAAUGGACCGCGAAAUAUCAAGGAUCGUUGAGAUGGGAUUUACUGCUGAGGAAGCCAGUCGUGCACUCAGACAAAAUGAUAAUGAUGUGACAUCAGCUAUAAAUCAAUUGCUGAGUGGCAGGAGAAACUUCAGGGACCGACCUAUGAGUGAUCGCGGUGACAGACGGGGGCCACAGAGAGACUUUCGUGAGGACCGACAAGAUAACAGGAGAGAUGACAGACGCAAUGAUAGACGAGAGGACCGGCGAGAUGAUAGAAGGGAUGAUAAACGAGAUGACAGGAGAGAAAACACAAAAGGUGGUCGUGGCCGUGGGCGAGAGCGGGAGGAUUUCGGAGAGGACAUGGGGUCCAGUCGACCUUCAGGUCCUGCCACACUUUUUGACUUCUUAGAAACCAAGAUCAAACCAUCAAAUGAUAAAAGCAGUAAUCCACAAACAGAAAAGAAUUCUUCCCAGAGUUCCUCAUCAUCCUAUACAAAGUCUCAAAAUCAGUACUCCACCAAUCAGAACCAACGAAACAAUGAUUCAGACUUUAAUAAAAGAUAUCAAGGAAACAAUCGAAACGAUGAUCCUCCCAGUAAAAACUAUCGUGGGGGCAAAGAGUCACGCCCCCAAACAGGACCAGCCUCUGUUUCUAAGGCACAAAACUCACAGAAGUCUUCAUAUCAUAAUAAUCAGAACAAUGAAAAGACAUCUGCAAGAUCAAACAUUUCAAAUGAAAGAGGGAAACAGAGUUACAGUAAUCAGCCUGGAAACCAAAGAGUUAGCAACAGUCAAAAUAACUACAAUAACGCACAGUUUAAUAGUUCUAGGAUAGAGGACAGAGGGGGACAAAAUAACUCACGGGGUACAUUCGACAACAGUGGAAAUAGCAGCGACUCAAAUAGACAGAGCCGUCCAGUAAAGUCACAGGGUUACAACAAGAGAGAUAAUCCAACAAUCUCGUCCCAGAACUACAACACACAGUCUAGUGCUCAAAGUGAUAGCAGGCAAUAUGGAGGCCAAAAUGGGAAUAAGCAUCAAGGACAGAGUGAAAGUAAAACAUACGGAUCACAGAACGACAGCAGGCAAUACGGAAGGAACGAGAACAGACAGUUUGGUCAAAAUAACAGUCGGCAGUACUCUGGUUCACAAAGUGAAUGUAGGCAAUAUGGACAAAGUGAAAGUAGACAUUACAGUGCUGGGUCACGUUCUGAACAAUAUCGAUCCGAUGAAACGCCUUCAGGCCGUGAGCAAAACUUUGAUAGCAAACGAAACAAAGAAUUCGGUAAAGGGCCACAAAACAGCCAGCCAAUGAGACAACCCAACGAAUCAUCAAACCAGAGAGGAAAUAACAGGAAAAACUAUCAAAACCAAUCACAGAACUUUUCUGCCCCGUCCACAUCCUCAUUUAAGAAAGGUGACCCCUGUCUGGCUAAAUACUGGGAAGAUAACAAGUUCUAUCCAGCCGUGGUACAGGCACUCUACCCAGACCUGCCUACCUGUAUUGUCUUAUUUACAGAAUAUGGAAAUGAGGAAGAAGUCAAUCUUACUGAUGUGAAACCCUUGAGCAUGCUUCCCAGUCAGUACCUACCUCAUCAACAGCAGCCCCAGCAGCAGCAAUAUAUGGACUAUGGGGGUCACCAACAGGGACAUCCUGGCCCUGACAACCACAUUAAUAGUAUGGAGUUUCGUCGACGACCUACAAGAACUGAACCUAGCAAGCCUACACAGGCGUUUUACCAACCCCCAAGUCAACGGCAUUGAUCCAAAUGUUGACCCCAACCCAGACAUAUCCUUGACUGGUACCUCGUGCUUCCCCGGUGUAAAAUCUCCGUAAGAUUGUAAUGUUGUUCUGUAGAUCACAAGAUUGAACAGUUAAACUAACUUAUAGAUGCUCAAACCUGAUUUGAAAGUCUUGUGGCUUUGCCAAGGCCAGUAAAUAUUAUACACUUGUUUAACUGUAUACAACUAUACCAGUGUAUCAUUAUGUACAUCAGUUAUGUACUUGGUAUUUACAUUUUUCAGGUCAUUGUUAGUUUUUGUCUUUAUUUAAUUUUUGUUGUCUAUAGAGUGCUGUUCUAUAUCUAUUUAAUUUAGAGAAAAACAAAAAAUGGCUAUUUUUUUGUACAUGUAUUAAUAAUUUGAUCUUAUACGAUACAUUGUGUAAUUCAGUCAAAUAAAAGGAAUAUAAUACUAGUUGACUCUGUGCAAUCAAGAACGCCAUUAAAGUUGUCUAAUUAUGAAAUCCAUUGGAUAUUAGGUUUUCAAAGAUCAUACAAGGUAAAAUUAUAUUAGUAAGGAAUGUUACACAUUUAGGAUUUAAGCUACCUUCACUGUAAAAGAUAUCUCUUGGUUGUGUUGGUUCACUUAAGGAUGUAUACUACCUUUCUACUAAUAAUAUUAAAUUCUACUUAAGGGUGUAUGUUACCUUUUUGGAAAGUAUUUUCUUUCCAGAAUAAUUAUUUACAUUGUACUUAGAUUAUUUUAUAGGUGUGAAAUGUACUUCACAAAUAUUAUAUGGUGCAAAGCUUCAUAUUUUAAAAUCUAGGUCCUUAGUGAAAUGGAGCCAUUGUGGUUUUAGUAAUUAUAUUUUUCAUAGCCUUUGGUAUAAUAAAACCUAAGACCACUGGCUUACUAGACUUAAACUACAAUGUAUACCAAUUGAGUAACAGAGAGAGGCGGCAGUAAUUUUUCUUGGGUAAAAGUUACUUCAGUGAUAUUUCAAAUAAGAGAUGUAUUAUGUGAAGGUAGAUAACUUAUUACAGUAGAUAAGGUAGCAAUAUGGUGCUUAACUGCUUAAACACUAAAUGAACAUUUCCUGGAAUUUGUUUUGGAAUAUCAAAUUUAUAGAACAAAAACAUUUGAUUAAUUGAUUCAACGAAUCAAAUAAGAUUAUUUUCAUGCUUAGGAGUUUACCAGAGCUGUUAGGGUAACUUUACAUUUUAGCAGAUGUACCUCAGAAAUCAUGUUUUGUUAUCAGCACUGUCCAUAAAUAUGAGGACCGAAAACAAUGUAAUGUAACUUAGUUGUAUUACUUAUUUUGUUAUAUAAGUGUGGAUAUGAUGGCUGUUUUGUUUGUUAUAGACAAAAAUGGGGUAUUUAGCACAGAUUAGAAUUUCAUUGCAUUUACUUAUAUUCUUACAGAAAUCGUAUGCCUCAAAAUUCACCAUUUCAACAAACAUACCAUAUUCAAUUGGUGGAAAUUCUAUAUAAAUUUAGCUAGAUCAAUUUAUAAACAUAACCUUGACCAUGAUUAAGCCACAACAGGUUUGUUUUUAUUAGCCAAAUUCACCAUUUCAACAAACAUACCAUAUUCAAUUGGUGGAAAUUCUAUAUAAAUUUAGCUAGAUCAAUUUAUAAACAUAACCUUGACCAUGAUUAAGCCACAACAGGUGUGUUUUUAUUAGCCAAACGAUUUGAAAUAGUUGUGUAUAUUUUAAAUUUAAAAAGAAAUAAGCCAAACAAAAUGGAAAUUUGAUCCAAGCAGAAGUGAACAAUGUACAGACCUGUGUGUUUACCCAGUGCUUCUAAUGAAAUUUGAUAUCCAGUCAGUGACUGUGUUCCAGAUUUCCUAAUGUGCUGUAUUAAGAAAGUUUAAUUUUAUAUUGACACAGGGUAUUUGCCUGGUUAAAUUGACUUUAGGUAUUUUGAUGCUGACAAUAAUUUUUAAAAGCAAUCAAUAAGAAUUGUAAAAAGUUACAAAAUAACCAUAAGUAUGCCAACUUGUGCAGAAUAUUGCUUUGAAAGAAUUCAACACCACUCAAACAAAUAUGUUUUUUCGUGUGUAGACAUUAGAUUUUAAUACAAACUCUGUGUUCUGGUGCUCCAACUAAAGAUAAUAUGUCUGACAUAUAAAAAUCCAAUCUGUAAUGUUUGUGUGCAUUGAACAGACACCAAUGCACCUACCUAUGUAUUGGAGAAAUUAAUUACUACUUUAUAAAUAUACACCUUCAUUGCAUUAUCAACUACAAUUAAAUCAGGUGUUAUAAAAUGAAUACUUAACUUUAAUAUUGAAGUUUUAUCUUGUCUAGAUAUUCAAUUUUACUUUAUGCAAGCUAAUAUUCAUGUGCAUGUUUACCAGCGCUUUGUUUUUGCCUGAAGAGAUAUUUCAGUUUUUGGAGAUGAAGUCUACUUUGAUAUCAGCUAGGAUAUGAAAAAGAAACAUUUUUCCCCCCAAUUUUUCAUGUUUGAAAAUUUGUCAGAUUAUCUGACCCUUUUUAUACUGCUGGACAACUGUAUAAAUUAUGGAUGACAUUUUCAAUGCUGAUUUGUAUUUAUGCAAUAGAAUGUACUGCAUUUGAUUAUAACCAGUUCAAUUCUGUACAAAUCUUGAUGAUAUGGUUGUGUAUGGAUUCUGUCUAAACUUCUUCCAAGAAGGCCUACAUUUUUGAGGCCAAGGGAUGUGUAUAAAACAUUAAACUCUUUGUAAGGAUUUUU